UGGACAUUUGUGGCGGUGAACACGACACGGGCGCCAUAUUGGAUGCUGUAAUCACCUUGGUAAUCAAAAAAGCGUAGCUUCGUUUCUUUUAUACGGCAAAAAAUGGUAAGAAACUUUCUUCAGUCUUUUAUUAUACUAAUUUUUAUCACUAAUAACACUGGCUAAUUUUUCUCAACAGGGGCUGCUUGCUCUGUUAAAGAAAUUAAAAAGUUCCCCCUCGAAAGAGCUACGAAUUUUGCUACUUGGUCUUGAUAACGCUGGCAAAACAACUUUGCUAAAGCAUUUGGCGUCGGAAGAUUACACAAAUGUUACCCCCACUCAGGUACUGAUGCAGUAGCACUCGUCUAGUAAAGUUUUCUAGAGUUAUAAUUUUUUAGCUGUUUUUUUUUUAAUUGUUUACUUGAUAAUCUGUAGGGUUUUAACAUCAAAACAGUUCAGGCAAAAGGUCUGCGCUUGAACAUCUGGGACAUAGGAGGUUUGUUUUUCAGUAAUCUAUUUUUCUUUAGCUGAUUGAUAGCCAAUGAAGCAUUCAGUUUAUUUAAUUUAUAAUGUUUUUAGAAGAGAUUAAUAUUCCUAAAUUUGUUAAUUAUUAACUUUAGGCCAGAAAAGCAUCCGGGCAUAUUGGAAUAACUAUUUUGAGAAUACAGAUGUUUUGGUAAGGCUUAGCCAUUAAGUCUAUGUUCACACAGGGCUUGGUGAAUUCUGAACUGUACUCAAAUUUAUCCGGUUCUAUGUGUUCACACGAAACCGGAUGAAUUGUAGUCCCAGAAGUAUUUACGUACGCGUACGCAGAUGGUCUCAAUCAGUCUCAAUCCCACUCUUCUGCCACACAAAAUGGUCUUGAAAAAUACCGGUUCUGCUGUUCACAUGGAGCCAUCUAAUUUAGGUAGAUAAAUCCAUUCUGGUACAAAACAAGACCUAGUUUUGUUUGGUCUAGAAUUUGCAUGGUUAACUGUGCUGGAAUUCAUCCGGUUUCACAUGUUCCAUGUGAAAGCAAGGCUAAAUAACCCCUAGGUAGUAUUAAGUAAGUAAGUGAUUCGUAAGACUUGUGCAAUCAAUGGAAUAUUUACGAGUGUUAAGAUGUUUGCCUUCAUAAAAAUUAUGUAGAUCUAUGUGAUUGACAGUGCUGACCGAAAAAGAAUGGAAGAAACUGGUUUUGUAAGUAUGAAAUUAUCAUUAUGAGGGCACCUGCUGGCCUAACAACAGCUUUCCCUGGCAAACAUAACGGUCAUAAGAUAUAGGCCUAGAAAAUAUGUUUCUCUUCCUGGUUUGCAAGACCCAAAAAUAAAAAUUUCCUGUGUAAGUCGUAUACAAAACUUAUUGCAAUCUUAGGUAGAUUUCAGAGAGUAUAUGGUGCCGCCACAUUGUGAUCAAUCUCAGUACAAUCUCUGUCUCAUUCUUCAACAAGAUAACUGCAAGAUUUAAGAUGGCAAAUAACUACUGACAGUACAUAAAUCAGUUUUACAAGACAGUACAGCCUUUUUUGCCAAAUAACCAGGUUAUAAAGUAGACCAGGUUGAGGAACAACUCGGUGACGGCAGUAAACCUCGUAGCACACCCGGCGGCUUAUUUUGAAAGCCCUGAAGUCCAUAAGAGUUUGUCUUUUCUAGGAACUAACUGAAUUACUAGAAGAAGAAAAGUUAGCAGGAGUUCCUGUUUUAAUAUUUGCAAACAAACAAGAUUUACUGACUGCUGCACCACCAGCUGAGGUGAAAACCACUAUACGCACUAGAGAGGAUCAGAUUUCACUUCCACUACACACAUAAAAAUCUCACAACUUGUCAACAAGAUGUGUUUGCAACAGGCUUGUAGCAAGCUUGUCAACAAGUUGUGACAACGCUGUUAUUUUAUCAAGUUGCUACAAGGUUGUCACUCACAACUUGUUGACAAAUUGUUGAAUUGCAGGACGAUAACAAGUUGUUGGAACAACUUGUAACAAGUCUGUUGAGCUCAACAACCUUGUAGCAAGUUGUCAACAAGCCGUAACUGACAACUUGUUAACAAGCUGGGAACAAGCAGUGCGAACACAUCCUGUUGACAAGUUGUCGAAACAGCAUUGCUACAAGUCUGCUGCAGGUUUGUUACAACUUGUGAGUUUUUAUGUGUGUACCAUUAGGGGAGCAUUAACCAAUCAUAUGUGUUUAUAUAAUAUAUAACUACAGUGAGACACGCAAUUUGGUUGGUCAAUAGCCGUGCAGGAUCAGGCUAUCCUGCACGACAGCACGAGGAAUUAAAAUGGCUUCGUGAGAUUUUCGCGGGAUUCUCAAAAUAUCAUUGUUUCACUGUAGUUAUUUUAUAAAACAAUUACCAAAUGGUUUUCCAAGCAGGAUAGCGUGAUCCAUGCACUUGGGAUGUUGCUUGACUUUUGGAAAGCGUAAAAAUACACUCGCCUCAACUCUGAACCCCUUUACUGUUUUUAUUACAGCUAAAUACCAGUCUCCUCCGCAGAGGCUUCAUGUUUUGUUUUGGGGGUUUUCGCAAGCAGGAUGGUUGCGGGCCUAUAAUUUCCCCCUAGCCUGCAUAACCUGCAACUAUUCCACCUGCGAAAAAACCACUGGAAGGAAAGAAAAAAACCCAAAACAAAACAAAGCCUCUGUGGAGGAGAGUGACUAAAUACAGUAGUUGAGGCAUUCAUUGAAGUGCUAUAAUUUUAUAUUAGUUGGCAAAGCUGGUAUAUUAAAUUGAAAAGAAACAGCUGCAGUGUGCAGGAUUCAGGGUUGACAUUAGCCAACGAGAUGGAGAUAGUCUUCGAGGAGAUUAUCAGUCUGUCAUCUCUAUUCAAAGCAAUGACAACAAUUGACCAUUUGCGUAAUAGACUAAAUUUUGAUCUAAACAAGUCUAGACACAACUUGGAAGAGCAUCCAAAGUUUCGUUGCGAAAUGUUGUAAAAUGCGGAAAAUAUAGCCUUGCGAAGUUUGCAAUUUUCAGUCAUUUUAGAUUACAAACGGGAAAUUGACAGCCCCAAAGGGUAUUGGGCUGUCAAUUUCCCGUUUGUAAUGUAAAAUGACUGAAAAUUGCAAACUUCGCAAGGCUAUAUUUUCCGCAUUUUACAACAUUUCGCAACGAAACUUGGAAUAUUACUAAUUUUGUGAUGCUCUUUCAAGCUGUGAUGAAAUUUUUGUUGAGAUCAAAAUUUAGUCUAUUACGCAAGUGGUCAAUUGGCAAGUCAGUACCAAUAAAAUUUGAGCUCCAUGCAUUUUUUCUAUUUCAGAUUGCUGGGUCAUUACAGCUGUCAACUGUUAUUCGAGACAGGACUUGGAACAUACAACCUUGUUCAGCCGUAACAGGAGAAGGGGUUGAGGUCAGCGGUCUUUUGUUUUAGAUACAGGGCCAUAGCUGAUGAUGAUGACGACAUAUGUGCAACCAAUCCGUUUGAGGCCCUAUCACUGAUCUGAAUAAUACAUUCUCAAUGUAUUAUUCAGAUCAGUGGGCCCUGUAUAGGCCGAGAAUUUCUAGGGUCCAGUUUCCCCUGGAAAAAUUUAAAGAUUUGAAGGACUCUGGGACGCUAUUUCUUGCAUUCCGAGACCACUCUGGUCCGGAGAUAAUAUUUAAAAUUGCAUACACUUGUCGCCUAAAAUGCGCCUUUUCGUCGAUAUUUGCGCAAACCUUGCUCUUCAAUCAAUCUAUUUUAUUAGCUAGGAAAUCGUAUAAUCAAAUACUCACUAAAUCACAUCUUCGCUUUUUCACACAAUUCAAAGACUUUUCAAAUACCUUAAAGACUUUCAAGGAUUUCAGAGACCGCUACGAGCCCAGUUAAAGGUUCCACGUGGUUCGCAUGAUUGCCCUACAGGGGCUGGUUCUUCAAACCACGAUUAGCGCUAACCGUGGAUUAAAAUUUAACCCAUUGUCUUGGUUUAUGUAUUUCUGCACGUCUGUUUAUUUCAUAACUUUGUAAAAUUAAACUUCUGAUGAUCGAGACAAGAUUUCUGAAAAAAAUAUUUCAAGGUUUAUACACAUGUUGUCAGGAAGUAUGCUUUGAAUCUCAGGUUAACCCAGGAUUAAGCUAACCGGCGUUUGAAUACCUGGGGCCAGUUGUUCAAAGCUGGGUUAGUUUAACCCUAGGUUAACCAGAAAUUCUUCAUAAGCAUACUCCCUGACAGCUUGUCUAUAAAUUUGGAAAUAUUUCUUCAGAGAUCUUGUCUGGAUCGAUUGGAGUUUUCUUCUUUGAAGUUUUGAAAUAAACAGACGUGCAGGUUAAAUUUUAACCCAGGGUUAGGGCUAACCCACCUUUGAACAACCGGCCCCUGAUGAGUAAAAUCGUAAAACAUCGAGCUGUAUGUGCAAUCUUUCAUCAACAUCGUAUUUAUUUUUUUUCCGUUUUAGGAGGGCUUAGAAUUUGUAUCAAAGACGUUAAAAGAUGUUAAAAAAUGAAAACGAUAUACAAGAGGGAUCCCUAUUUUGAAAAUAAUUCACCCAAAUCUCAUGUUAUCCAAUUAUCAUGAGAUCUACACGUGCGCUAAACUGGCAAAAGUGUACCGUCAUUUGCAAGCUAAAACAACGUCGAUGACAAAACAUUUAAUGUAUUAAUUAUGUAAACUAUGAAUUUUAACAAGCAUACCCUAGGAUAUUUUGUUGUGUAUAAAAGCUAAUUAUUAAAUUUAAAUGUAAUUAUUAAGAUAGUGAGUCUUAAAUUUAAAAGUUGAACUAAAAAUAUGUCAAUUAACCUCCCCAUACAUAGAAAUUAUAAAUAACACUAGAGGAGGCAUCGAGAUUAAAAUUUGGGAACGCGGCUAAUGGGGGGCAAAUUUAGGUCCCGGAUAUAAAAUCAUGCUCUCAUUGGCUAAAUUGAAACUCCUCACCAAUAGAAACAUGAGUGCACAUCCGGGACUUGAAUUUGCCCCCCAAUAGCCGCAUUCCUUUUUUUUGCCUGAUGUCAAGAUUGCGAUACCUCCUCUAGUGUUAUUUAUAAUCUCUAUGGGCCCAUAUCUAUCCGCCAUUUUGAGGGUACUACAGUCGAGUUUCUCGGUUAACCGAGUCAAGUCCGAGUAACUGUUUAGAGGUCUUUAUAGUUCAAUGACUUCGUACCCUACUCCUAGUCGAUUGUGAAUUUUAUUUAACUUUGUCUUUUUUUACGUGACUCGGACGUUUAACUCGGAAUUUACUUGGUAAAUGGAUUUACUCUCUUUGGAGUCUUCCAAAGUCGUCACUGCACAUAAAGUAAAGUCGCAUUUCGGUGCUCACUCUCUCAGAACUUGGGAGAGGCAGUACCCCCAAAUGGUGGAUACGCCCACUUGAAAAAGGCUAAUUAACAAAACUUUGUCUAUAGAGUAUAGUAUCACCAUGACUGUUCUUAAUUCUCAAAUGUCCAAGUAAAUACCAUGCCUUUUAACAGAACUCAACAGUUUAUUAUUAACAAUUUACUAACUGUAAAUUUACAUUAUACAUGCACACGGGUUCUUUGCUAGGAGGCCGUGUUACAACGGCCAAAACUGAAAAAAAAAACACGGUAAAAUAAAAAAGAACGCGGCUUGAUUAUUUAUAUAAAACCCUGCAGGUUCAUAAAAUAGAUUGUUGCCACUUACAACUGACAUAAUUUGCUUCUAUUUCGUAAGAAAGCGUGUAAAAUCUAGUUUGUGGAAAUUGGCAAUUCCGUGAUACUUUUAUGUUAGUAUGUGCAUGUGUACAUAGCUUUAAUCUUUAAAUGUCCUAAGAGUCUCUAUAAUAAGUCAUUGUAAUGUCAAGAUGACACACUGUGUGAGAAUAUGUCGACCUUGUAUUUGGUCGUGUCACAUAGAACAACCACAGCAUAGUUUAUUGCUGGCAACACGGUUAACCCAUUGAGCCGCAAUGCGCCCCACUUUUUUUUUACUUGCCCAACACCAGACGAUUUUACUCGUCAAUGGGGAAGCUCUGCAGAUUAAUGGUUAACCAAGAAAUCUGACAAUGUCUCUAGUUAACCCAUUUAGCCCCAGUGCGCCCUACUUUUUUUUGCUUGUCCAACACCAGACGAUUUUACUCGUCAAUGGGGAAGCUCUGCAGCUUAAUGGGUUAAUAGACCUAGGUCUAUUAACCGUGCUGGCAACUGAAACUGUGCAUUUGGGUAUUCUGGUAAUUGGCUGGUACACGCCCUGAAAUUUGAAAAUUUACAAUUUGAAAAUUUAAAUCCUCUGUACACACAAGUACAGUUAUAAAAAUGAAGGGAGCGCCAGUACCCCCAAAAUGACGAAUAAACCGAGGGAAGGCUAACUCUAACUCUUUGUGUACUUUGUUAUUCUCAAGUAAAUUACAAUUAUGGUUAUUAUGAAUUUUAUUCACAUUUCGGUAGUACAAUAAAAUUAUUAUAUUACAUCAUUUUACUGCUAAAUUUAUAUUUUAUAUUGACAUUCUUCCAUUUGUUUCUCACAAUCUAGCUUAGCCUGCGUUCCCUGUGCCUGCACUAAAAUACUGUCAAAAUUACAUCUUUAAGCACAACGCAUCGGUGGCCCUGGUAGUUCCAUUGCUCUAGACGAUUUCUCACUUGGGGUAAGGUUUGGCGAGGCAUCGCUUUCUGUCUUCAGUAGAUAUUUGCAAUCACGGCUUGUACGAAAUCGGAGGUACUUGCACUGCCUCCCAUGUCCAUCGUUAAACACUGAAAAAUUAUCAUAACACAUAU
This is a messenger RNA of Paramuricea clavata, 6592 nucleotides long. The record is from the annotation of a GenBank genome assembly. NCBI's taxonomy places the organism in Eukaryota, Metazoa, Cnidaria, Anthozoa, Malacalcyonacea, Plexauridae.